UAUAAGUUUACUUAGUGUAAAUAUCAACUUUUGUAACUUCACCUACAUAUUUUCAUUAAAAAACUAUUAAAUGGUCAGUUAUUUGCUAAGCAAAGCGAAAAGAAAUUUUGUUAAAUGAACUUCGGUAAUUAUUCGUUACAGUACAUGCGUCUUUAUUAGAGCCAUCUCGAAGCAUUUCGGCAAUAUAAAUAUUUACUCCAACUUUCUAAAAACUUCUCACGCCAGCUUUGCUUUGAAUUUACCGAUAGCGUUUCAAAAACAAACAAGCCAAAAACAGAAUGAGUCAUUAUACAUAUCUACAUGCAUAUAUUGUACAUAUGUAUCUAUAUCAUAUCGACAUGUAUAUAUUUCUUAAUAAGAAUAAGAUGGCAUAUAAGUAUUUUAUCAAGCUUUUAUUUGUGAUGCUUGCAAGAAGUUGCUUCAGAGUGGUAAAAAACUUCGUCGCAGCAGGAUCGUUUAAAAAAAAAUUACUUAGAUCUCGAGAAGAAGUUCGAAAAGUUUUUAAUCGCUUGUAACUAGUGUAACUAAAAGCAAAAUAUUGUGUGUGCUAAGCAAUUGUAAAAAAACAUUUUUAAUAUAAAAAUAAUAAAAGUUCUUCGCUUUUGAAUAAAGGAAAUUAUGGGAAUUUCUAGUACAUAUUCAGUGCUACUGUUCUGCAGCCUUUUGUUGACUACAUGGUUCGCGUUGACUGUUUCGCAGAUACAACCACGUGAGGCGAAUACCUGUGAGAGUCGCCAGACUAGCGGAAAUAUUUGUGAAUCAUGUGAAUUGUUGUCGACAUGCGUGCGUAACUCCAGCGGUUGGAUGAUAAUCCCCAUUGAAAUUUGUGACACCGCCAAGGGUUACUACUGCAACUCACGUCAUGGCAUGUGCAGCAAUUCGACCGGACCGUGUCAUCCCUUCGCCAUGGAUGGCAAUUUUCCUUGCACAUCGCAGGGUAUUUUCCCCGAUCCGUAUGAUUGUCAAAAAUAUCAUAUGUGUUACUUUGCGGGCGUCACUCUCGUGUCGGUGACACUAGAAUGUUUCGGUAACAAGGCAUUCAAUGUGGCAACUGGUCAAUGUACGGCAACACUGCAAGAUCCCAUCUGUUUGUUGCCGCAAUUUCAAUGCGACAAAGUUGGUGAUGCUCAUGCAUGGCCGAAUAGUCCAAAUUUUUUCUACAUUUGUCGUGCACUUUCGCAGCAAGAUGAGCGUGUACUCUAUCCAUCGCUUUAUCGGUGUUCUGAUGGUGAGGUCUUCAAUGGUUAUGCCUGUCAACAGGGCAACAUACAAUUGGAAACAACGACAACAGCUCCCAUAGCAGUAACAACAGUAGUAACGCUCAACGGUUCAGAUACUGACAGUUCGUCAACGGCGACACCUGCCAGUGGCAGAUGCUCGAUGGCUGGUUUAUCAGCCAAUCCAAACGAUUGUACUAGCUACUAUUACUGUUCGGCUGUGAAUGGUAUCCAGAGCCAACGCAAAUGUCCAUCGGGUACUCAUUUCAGUACUCAGUAUGCAUCUUGUGUCUUCGGUGCAUGCAGUACGUAAUUCUUUAUACUUGUAUUACACAUGCAUUUUUAAAAUUUUGAAAAGUAAAUAAAAUAGAGGAUUUGCUUAAAA
Bactrocera oleae (olive fruit fly) is the source of this 1602-nucleotide messenger RNA. RefSeq lists its product as uncharacterized. Gene Ontology annotation, cellular component: extracellular region. Gene Ontology annotation, molecular function: chitin binding. The record is from RefSeq and is a predicted model, not a curated record. NCBI's taxonomy places the organism in Eukaryota, Metazoa, Arthropoda, Insecta, Diptera, Tephritidae.